UUUUUUGCAAUUUCCCAAUAAAAAGGUGGAAUUGGCAAAAAUGACAGCUUAGGAGAUAAUCCAAAAUGGGUUUAUUAGCUGUGAACCUCAUUUCAUCUGCUUCUUGUUUUGUUCCUCACUCGCCGCUGCGUUUCCAAGCAAAAAGAAGUAGCCAACCAGUACUUAAGGCGGCGUUUCAGUCAUCAGAGAAGAUGGAUAGUGGUGGGCAGGUGGCGCCUGUGUCGAAGCUGAUGGAGUUUCCACAUCUGACGGCUUCGCAUAGAGAUCUGAUGGUGGAUCUAAUCGAAACCGUUGAGAAUGGGUUAGGAGAUCAUCUUCUUCCAUCGACGGUUCCGACAGAUGUGGAGUAUUAUGAGAAUCAAAACGGCACUUCACAGGGCACUCUUCUCAUUCGUUCUGCUCUUCCAUCUUCUCCCAUUGAUUUUAUGAUAGCAAGUUGGUUGCACUUGAAGCAGCCACAAGGUGGUGCAUUCAACAUAACCAACAUUGCUGGCUACUUGAAACCCUCAAAUGACAUUCCUCAUUUUCAAUUCGAGUUGGUUCAAUGUAGCCCUACCUUUCUCAUCUUCUUUCUUGACUUGCUUCCUCGAACCGAUAUCAUCCUCCGCCCCGACUACCUUACCACCUACUACGAGGACACUGGGCUCGAGAAGCUUCGACAACGACUUGCCGCCUUGCCAGAAGUAAGCCCUUACUUCUCGUCGUCGCUCUACUUUCGUAAAGUCGUUUCGUCUACGGGAAUUCUGGUGGGUGUGAAGUGCCAGGAGAGCGAGUCCAAGCGAGUGGAAGAGAUUAUUCAGGAGGAGAUCGGUCCAAUCUCGAAGGAGGUAAUGAGGAUAUGGAUGGAGUUGUGCUUGAAUAAUGGAGGAAGAGAGCUUGAAGAAGAUGAAAGGAGUUUGAUGGAGAAGAGAGAUCUUAUGAUAAAGAAGAAGGCGAUUGAGAUGGAUUUGAGCAAAACCAUGCCUUUGCAAUUUGGAGAAGAAGUUGCAAAUAGAGUUCUUCAAGUUAUUAGAAGUGCUUUCAAAACUGCUUAAUGUUUGAUUAUCUUCAAGUUAUGUACCUACUUUGUUUUGACACCAUCUUUUCAGCACGAGUAUCUAGUACACACUAUCAGUACAAAACUUCUUAGUUACAAUAGAUUAUAUAUGAUGAGUUCAUAUUGACAUAA
Messenger RNA from Cucumis sativus (cucumber), 1168 nucleotides. Its product is annotated as red chlorophyll catabolite reductase. Gene Ontology annotation, cellular component: chloroplast. Gene Ontology annotation, biological process: chlorophyll catabolic process. The record is from RefSeq and is a predicted model, not a curated record. Bases 66 to 1034 code for a protein of 322 amino acids. The transcript is spliced from 2 exons. Lineage: Eukaryota; Viridiplantae; Streptophyta; Magnoliopsida; Cucurbitales; Cucurbitaceae. Gene Ontology annotation, molecular function: red chlorophyll catabolite reductase activity.